This is a messenger RNA of Fusarium sp. VM40, 630 nucleotides long. Lineage: Eukaryota; Fungi; Ascomycota; Sordariomycetes; Hypocreales; Nectriaceae. The record is from the annotation of a GenBank genome assembly.
AUGGCGAAUGAUGGAGCUCCAACCGAUCAAGAGGCAGAGAGGCAGUUGAAUCCUAUUGCCUGUAGUCACUGUCGUCAGCGCAAACGAAAGUGUGAUAGGCAGCUGCCCCAUUGCUUACAGUGUAACCAUGAUCCUACCAACUGCCACUACCCGGAACAGAACAAAAGGGGUCUUCCUAUUGGCUUCAUAAACAGACUAGAAGCACGUCUUGCAGAGACCGAGGAGGCUCUUUUCCGCCUCGUUCAGUCUAUCGAUGGACCUACCAACAACCAUGUCUCACUUAAGCCUUCAUCUCAACGCAAGGAUGACCGGAUACAAGAAUGGGACAGCCUGCCGUUAAGAGAUAUGGAUGAUAUACGUACAUGGUUCCAGAGUAGAACAGAUCAACCCGUCACGCCAGCUCUGCAAGGUGGUUCAAUGGACCUGGACCAAACUGGAACACCUACUCUAGAAACUCCAUCUGAUUUGACCAACACGGAGUUUUCCGAUGAAGCCCAGAGCAAUUUAGAGGAUGGAGUCUUGUUAUCAGAUCCGGUUGACGAUGUGUCAAGGAGUGAAAUUCAGACCCCUACGCAGUCUGGAAGUAAGGCCAAGGAGAUGGAACAAAGACAUCCGAACAUGUAUUUUUAG